AUGCCGGUUGUCUCAGCAAAGCCCCCCGAGCAAGUCGUCUCCGAGAAGGACAACUCCGGCAAUCUUGACCUCGAGAGCGUUACCGGCACCCAUCCUGCAACAACGGUCGUUCCCUGCAAGAUAUCGCUCGAGGGGAGCCAUGUCGCCAGUUUACUUUCCCUGGGCAAGACCGAUCCCUAUUCCAUCGACAGAUCACUGCAAGACGAGAACGCUCUAGCCAUACUACGCAAUUCUUCGAGGAGUGCCAACGGCGUCAUGAGUCUGGGCAUGAUGGGUGAUUGCUGGGAUCAAGCAGGUCCAAAUCGCAUGAUCGCUUGGAAGACUCGCCAAGAACGCAAGGUCGAUCUCGUUACCUGCUGGAUCGCCAAACACCCCAACCGUCAAGACCUUGCGAAUAGUUUGAUGGACCAGGCGUAUGCCUGCUGUGUAAAGGCUGAUGACGUCUUCGGGGAUAAUUACGACAUGAUCAUCGGACAAGAGGUCCUGAACGGCAAGAUGUUAGCAGCGAAGCGCAGAAACAGGGGGAUAUCGGACAAGGAAUCACUAGAACAGAUCCUUGAAUCCAGAUGGGGCGAGAACUGGAAGAUCUCAAGACAAAACACCCUUCCCGAAGCAUCCGCUCUUGUCGCCGCCUCCUUGGAGAAGGACCCUAUCACCACCGGACGGGCUAUCUUGCGUACCUAUCAAGUCGCUGUGGACGUCGCCAUUGCUGGUUCAAUAGCAGCCGCAGAGACACGCCUAGCAGCCACAGAGAGAAGUCUGCAAGGCUCGGUACACGACGAUUGGGACGACAGUGACGGCUCGGGGCUUGAGAAUCGGGACAACGGUCUCGCAGAGAGCCAGGACGGCCCGGGGCUUGACGACGCAGAGAGCCAGGACGAUUCGAGUCUUGACAAUCGGUCGGGCAAGUCAGAACAGCAUUGUGGGCUCGGAGGACAUGGGGCCAGGACCAAUCAACAUGACAAAGAGAUGGAUGUCGAAACGUUGGUUGAUGCAGAUGUAGACGUUGACAUGGAGAAUAUGGAGCAGACAACCAUUCCCAUCCCUAUGCCCACGUUGUGGCCCAACACCACCACCGGCAUGAUAUCCAGAGGCAAGCGCUUUUCCGGCAGUUUGGCCAUGGCCAUGGAUGUCAAAAAGGAGUGGCAAUCCCAGUAUUGCCAGGCGAGUUUGGACUAUGCCAUGAAACAGAACCCAAUCAAGCAACUCGAUCUUGGCAAAUCACUUGCUGCUAUCCAUCGAGAUCGGACCGCCGGCUUCACGGACGUCACGAAACGUCUAGAAAAACAAGACUACACCAUCAUCACUGUUCCCAAGACAUGGAACGACCUUAUCAAGGGAGCCAAGACCGUACCAUUCCAACGUUCCGAUACCCGGCCGUGCGAUGAAGUAUGGGCCCAGAUGCUAGACGGUUGGGACAAGUCCGCCGCUACCUUACCUCUGCAUGAAGGUACCGUCUUGCUGGAGACUUCCAAUCACAAGCCUCUCGGCUUUAAGAUCAGCGGGAUCAUGACAACGAACCACGACAGGGCCAGGAACCAGCUGCUGAGCCUGCACGACCAAGAAAAAAUUCCGGAUCCAAAGGGCUGCGAUAACAGACACAGCAAUCUUAAAGCGGCCCGAGCAAAGUACGGCUCGGAUGCAGGUGUGCUCCACCUUGCCUAUUGGAUAGCGACAGGUCAGGCCCGACGAGGUCCUGUCGUAUCUUCCGAUAACCUCAAAGGCUGCUAUGCCAACAGGACGAUCCGAACCUUUCACGACGAACUUCGGCCUUUUCUUCAAUUCAUAUCCAACUUGUUCAAGAUUCUUGAUCCCAAGCAAUAUUCCCAUCAUCGCCAGCAAAUGGAUCGCUUAGCAGGUACGCAAGCCGACCUCACGACUUACUUGCAGGAAUUGCCCUGCCCCUUUCUCGGGAUGGCUCUGGUCUGGAACCUUCAAGUUACUCCUCACGUCGACGAGGGGGACGCCAAGCACGGCUAUGUCUGCAUCACCAACACCGGAACGCAUGACAAUUGUCAUCUUGUGCUUGGGACGGUAGAUCAACAGUACAAGCUGGCUUAUGAUCCCGGCUUUGCAUCGGUACCUCUCCGUCUGCACCAGCGCUAUGACUCUGGAAUGUCGAGUCGAUCACGUCAACCGAGACGAUUCUCUCCAUCAUCUCAGCUGUGUCGUCAUGAAGGAUUAGUAUGCAUCCUCCGGCAACACCGAGAAGCGUUGAAGCGUUGUGGCAGCGAUGCUUGGAGAUGGGUUGGGGCAACAACUUUACGAUCAGGCAGUCAAACAAUCAUUUCAUCAUUCGCUGGCUGGAACAAGGCUCUUGCCUACAAUUGGAAGGGUCUUUGGGAAAGGGAAGUCGUACUGGCUCCAAGGGCAGAAGUCCCAGAGAUCGUGGAGGAACCGAAGCCCGAAUCGCCCGAAGACGACCCGACAGACCCGUCCAUCAAGGAGGUUCCCUUUGAGGAGACUCCCUCCAAGGCGACUCGCUCCCAGACGGCUCGCAUCUAUGAGUCUUCUGCUCCUGUGCAGGAUAUAAAGAGGGAAACAGUCGGGGAAGCGGGGGAGGAGCCGGGGUCCGAUGAUGACGAUGAUCCUGAAGAGGAGGAUACAGACGACGACAACGGCUCCGAGAUAGACCUGGAUUGCCCUGACGACUCAGACUCGGACAUGGAUCCUCAAGACCUCAAAGAUGCCCAACCGAGCAAAAACGAGGACUUCCGGUUGGUUUGA
This is a messenger RNA of Filobasidium floriforme, 2727 nucleotides long. RefSeq lists its product as uncharacterized. Lineage: Eukaryota; Fungi; Basidiomycota; Tremellomycetes; Filobasidiales; Filobasidiaceae. The transcript has 10 exons. The record is from RefSeq and is a predicted model, not a curated record. Bases 1 to 2727 code for a protein of 908 amino acids.